Plodia interpunctella (Indianmeal moth) is the source of this 1475-nucleotide messenger RNA. RefSeq names its product prostaglandin reductase 1-like. Lineage: Eukaryota; Metazoa; Arthropoda; Insecta; Lepidoptera; Pyralidae. The coding region runs from base 324 to 1331 and encodes 335 amino acids. Gene Ontology annotation, cellular component: cytoplasm. Gene Ontology annotation, molecular function: 2-alkenal reductase [NAD(P)H] activity; 15-oxoprostaglandin 13-reductase [NAD(P)+] activity. The transcript is spliced from 2 exons. Gene Ontology annotation, biological process: prostaglandin metabolic process. The record is from RefSeq and is a predicted model, not a curated record.
GACCAAUAAGUUGGUUCGUUGAGAAUUAAAAAUUUACCCAUUACCUAAUUGAGUUGAUCUGUAUAUCAUUCAUGGGUUGAAGUCGUAGGUUGAAGUGGAGUUUCUUGUAUAAACGACGUUGUCUGUUAUAUCGGGUUAUGAAUGUCAUUGAUGAUACAUUUUUAGAUAGCUAUUUAUAGUACAGUAUUCUGUUCAAACGGAAGAUAAAUUGUGCCAACAAUCCACAUGUUGAGUUCUGUUUUGUAAACAUUACCCGCGACUGUAUGACCACCACUAACUGACCACGUAGACCAUCUUUUGUCGAACAACAACAAGUAACAAUUAUGGUAAAAGCAAGGAAGCAAGUUGUCUUGAACCACUUCAAAGGUGUGCCAAAACGAGAAGACUUCAAACUCGUUGAAGAAGAACUCCCUCCGUUAAAAGACGGGGAAAUUCUAGUCAAGGCAGAGUGGAUCAGUGUGGACCCCUACCAAAGGGCUUACAACACCCAAAUCGGCGUCCCGUACGACCAAUUUGGCUUCCAAGUAGGAAAAGUAGAGGACAGUAAAAAUGACGAUUAUCCAAUUGGCACUAAAGUUGUUACUCACAAAGGGUGGAAAGACUAUUUUAUCACUACUCCAGCGGUAACCACAAACAUGACUGAUAUUAUAUACAAGCUGCCGGAUUUGCAAGGUUUAUCAGAGUCUUUGGGAGUCGGCGCCGUUGGAAUGCCAGGAGCUACGGCAUAUUUCGGCUUUUUAGAGAUCUGCAAGCCAAAAGCUGGAGAGACAGUCGUAGUCUCUGGUGCGGCAGGAGCAGUCGGGUCACUAGUUGGCCAGAUCGCUAAAAUCAAAGGUUGCAAAGUAAUAGGAUUCGCUGGUUCCGACGAUAAAGUGCAAUGGCUUGAAAAAGAAUUGGGUUUCGACAAAGCUAUCAACUAUAAAACCGCUGAUGUCCUCAAAGAACUUCAAGAGGCUGCUCCUAAAGGAGUGGACUGUUACUUUGACAAUGUCGGGGGAGAGCUGAGUAGCGUGAUUAUAAGUCAAAUUAAUUUGUUCGGAAGGGUCUCUGUAUGUGGGUCGAUUAGUUCAUAUAAUGAUGAUGUGAACAAAUUGCCUAAAGCGACUAUUAUUCAGCCUUCGUUGGUGUUCAAGCAGCUGAAGGUGGAAGGGUUCCUUGUGUCGCGUUGGACGGAGCGAUGGCCGGAAGCGUUCAAACAAUUGAUUGAAUGGAUCAAAGUCGGACAGCUGAAGGCUAGAGAACAUAUCACAGAGGGUUAUGACCAUGUGUUUGACGCUUUCAUUGGCAUGUUGGCGGGCGAAAAUCUAGGAAAGGCGGUGGUGAAAGUUUAAUCGUGCAAUGUAUACAAAAUGAAUGGUCAUUAUUGAUUAGUGUUUAAAGUCUACGAUGUUUUAAGAUAUAUCUCGCAAUAAUCGCAUUUACUAUUUUAUAAUGUAUCUUUUAUUUUUGUUUCUUAUUAAACAUGUCAAAUAUUA